Molecule: messenger RNA, 858 nt
Organism: Camelina sativa (false flax)
Lineage: Eukaryota; Viridiplantae; Streptophyta; Magnoliopsida; Brassicales; Brassicaceae
Source: RefSeq, a predicted model, not a curated record
AUGAAAAAGAAACCCGAGACGUGGUCAAGAGCUUUCUUUAAACUUGGAAGCAACUGUGAGGAUGUUGAUAACAACGCCACAAAAUCAUUCAACGCAUCAAUUACAAAAGCAAGGGCUAAGGCAAUGAUUCCAAUGUUGGAGACAAUUAGGAGGCAAGCUAUGCAUCAAAUGGUGAAGAGGCAAAAUAAAUCCAAGAAUCACGAAGGAAGAUUUACAAAGUAUGUUGCCAAGAUUCUCGCAGAGCAGAAGAAAGAUGCAAACAAGUGUGAUACAACUCCCGCAACUCAUGGAGUAUACGAGGUUAUGCUUUAUGGGAAUAAGAAUUCGGUGAACACGAAAAGAAGAACAUGUACAUGUGGUAAAUGGCAAAUCAGUGGGAUUCCAUGUGAGCAUGCUUAUGGAGCAAUGAUUGAUUAUGAUAUGAAUGUUGAAGAUUAUGUAUCAGGAUUUUUCAGCACUGAUUUGUGGCGAGACAAUUACGAGCAGUCCAUACAUCCAAUGAGAAGGCCAAGAUUCUGGAUGACAUCUAUGUAUCGCUUGGUAACAGCACCACCUGAGCCUAUACUACCCGGGAAGAAAAAAAUAAAUAGACAGAAGACAUAUCAAAGGAUUAAAGGAAAACAAGAGUCACCGAAGAAGAAAACAAUAAAAGAAACACUUGGAAGGAAGGGACGCAUUAUACGUUGUUCGUCUUGUGGUGAAACUGGUCAUAAUGCAGCUGGGUGUAAAAAAUAUCCAAAGGAAAAGACAAAGAUACAAAGAACUACUGAGGUCGGGUCAUCAUCAUAUCAAGUACCUGAUACAAUCUCUCUCACGCAACCAUCGCAAACAAGCACCGACAUGGUGGUUUAUGAGUAA